This is a messenger RNA of Topomyia yanbarensis, 1534 nucleotides long. Its product is annotated as otefin. NCBI's taxonomy places the organism in Eukaryota, Metazoa, Arthropoda, Insecta, Diptera, Culicidae. The record is from RefSeq and is a predicted model, not a curated record. The transcript has 2 exons. Bases 152 to 1387 code for a protein of 411 amino acids.
AAACAAGACUUUCAAAAAUAACAAACCUGAUAUGCCGCGUAACGUCAUUUAAGAUCCUCAAAGUAGAGAUUGCAACAGAUUUUUUAAUUCUCAGUCAGUUUUAAUCAUAUUGUCUUGUAAAUUUGGUCUUAUUUCUGAAUAUCCUUUAAGCAUGGAUAAUUUGGACGACCUGUCGAACGAGCAGCUCCGGCUGAAGCUGAUGGAAUAUGGCUUGGCAAACAUGCCGGUGACGCAAACUACCCGUAAAGUUUUGAUCAAAAAGCUUAAAAAUCAUUUAGAUUCCGCCAACACAAAGGUUCGCCGUGAUACAGUUCACAUUGUUAAAUAUUCAUCCGACGAAGACAGCGAAAUGACGGAGGAAACGAAAAAGGUUCAAAAGAAAGAGGUUAGCAGACGGGCCACUAUUGGAGGAUCGGCAGCAAAACUGUCCAAGACCCUUCCAGUAAUGCCGCAGCUGCCUCCACCGAAACCAACUGUUACUGAAAAGUCGGAUAAAAUUGAACCAUCUCAAAAGCGCAGAUCCGGUAGAUUGACUCCUGUCCAGAACAAGGAAACCGUUGCUCCUACAGUUGCAGUCCCAAAAGAACCAAUGAUUGUUGAAAAUUCGGAUGAUGAGGAUGACAUUCCACUUACUCAGUUGGACAGGCGUGAUCGAAGUUCCAAAAGUCCUUCGCUGACAAGAGCGGAAAUGGUCACUACGUCAUACAUCCAUCAAGUCGAUAUUCCGCCGAAGCCAGCAAUUACAGAAACCAUGGAAAUCGAUCUAACCGAAUCGACAGAUGAUGUAGAGAUGCAAUCCCCGGUCCCAGAGCGUUACACUCGUCCUCCCACGACUCCAUCGCGUGAAUCUCGAUACACUAGUAGCACUACUUCAACAAUCAUUAAUAACAGAACAACUGUCACCGGCACACCCGGGCUCUCUCAAACUCGUCAACCGGAACUGUCCUCUUCUUUCGGACGUCCCUCCAUUUCCACAUCAUACAAUUACAAACCGUUCCAAGCGGAACCACGUGAAGAGUUGAAGUUGCAACCGACCGACUCCCCGUACUUGAGCGAAUUCACAAAACGUCUUUCCCGGUUAAAGGCCGAAAAUGCUCAGCUAAACGCGGUCCGUGAUCAUCCCAUCCGUCGUACGAUUGCGUCCAGCUACGCAUCCUCACGGAUUGACGGUAACGGCGGUCGUGAUUACACGAGCGCACGGCUGAGUUCCAUUCGAGGUAGCGAUCGUUUGGGUAAUUUGGCAGCACCAGGCGGUAGAGGAGAAAUCAGAGCAUCACUACGGCAGGUCAUUCUUGCCCUGGAUCAGAAGUAUCCCAUCAAGCGGAUGUUCUAUCUGCUGAUCGUCACGAUGAUUGUAAUUUUCCUGUUCGUGUUUUUCUUCCUGUAAAAAGAAGCUACCACAGCCGCAGUGAUCGAUGGGCAGAGGAAACAACAGCUAGAAGCUGUGGCAUUUUCGUCGGUGUUGUGUUGAGAUUGCUUUUACCUUAUUCUAACUCAAACAUUUGGUUAAUAAAAUCAUUUUUAAUCCUGAAAA